This is a messenger RNA of Erythranthe guttata (spotted monkey flower), 1997 nucleotides long. Its product is annotated as peptidyl-prolyl cis-trans isomerase FKBP43. The record is from RefSeq and is a predicted model, not a curated record. NCBI's taxonomy places the organism in Eukaryota, Viridiplantae, Streptophyta, Magnoliopsida, Lamiales, Phrymaceae. Gene Ontology annotation, molecular function: peptidyl-prolyl cis-trans isomerase activity.
CACACAGUAUUAGGGUUCAAAAGAGGCAAGAAUUGUAAGCAUAAAGCAAUCACGAUUUGCUCUUCAUUUCCGAGAAUUCCUGAUUUUUUUUUUCUACAUAAGGAAUGGCUUUCUGGGGUAUUGAGGUGAAACCGGGGAAGCCCGUAAUUCAUUCUUGUGAAAAGACUAGUGGAAGGCUUCGAAUUACCCAGGCGAUGCUGGGAAUCGGUGAUGCUACCAAGAAGAGUAUACUACAGUGCAACGUGGGUAAACGAACUCCAGUUUUGAUCUGUGCUUUGUUUCCCAAUCAAACAGAGUCGUGUCAGUUAGAUUUGGAAUUCGAGGAAUCGUAUGAUGUCAUGUUUUCUGUUAUCGGCCCUCGAAGCGUCUUCCUCUCUGGUUACUAUGUCGCUCAAAGUCAACUAAACCAUCCUCAGAGCGACACAGAAUCGUUUGGUGUGGAUAUUCAGAAUAGCCAGUCAGACGGAUCUAAUUACUGUAGUGAUGAGGAUAAAUACGAGGACAGUUUCAUUGAUGACAAUGAAGUGCAAGUUUGUUCACCAUCCCCUGAUGUAAGCAGCCAAGAUAUGGAUGAGAGUACACCAGAAAACGAUAAGCUGGAGAAUGGAAAGGCUCGCGUUAAACGGCUUACGAAGAAAUUCCAAGUGGUUGAGUCAGACGAUGAAGAAGAUGGUGAUGCUAAUUCGUCUGAGAGUGAAGAUGACGACGGCUUCCUUUUAUCUAUAUUUAAGAAUAAAAAAGCUGCAAAGACAACAGCUUCGACUGAUGAUGGAGAAAAGAUUGCUCCGGCAACAGUACACAUGGGCGAAAAGGCAAAAGAUAACGUUGUAUGUGACAGAAAGUCAAACGACAAGCUUGAUCCGAUAGAUAAAAACGGCGAACUGGAAAGGGAAGUGAAGGGGGAAGCUAUUGUGGAAAACGAUGUUGCCUUAAUUAAUGAUAACGUUCAUGGAAACGAUGUAGAAGUCAACAUAAUUGACCAAAAUCUGCCUAUGUGCAAUGGAGAGAAUCAGAUGAAAUCUGGUGAUCUUGAAAAGCCGACAAAGAAAAGAAAGAAACAUUCUGAGAAAACCUCUGAAAUUCAAGAUAAAGAUCACGAAGUUGAAGCCCCGACAAAUAUGGAUGUUGUAGAACAUGGAUCUGGAAGUAGUAAAAAAUCGAAGAAGAGAAGGAAAAAAGUUAAUUUGGAAGGGACGAGCACAGAAGGAACUGUAGAGGAAUCUAACAAUGUUGGUAAAGAUUGUGCAUUAGGACAGGGUUUAGUACACGACGACUCGACAAUGAAAGAUCUGCCAGCGGAAAAUGGAGACAAGGAACAACAGAUUGAUAACGAUGUCCUCGUAAAAUGUGCUAAUGCUACUAGUCAGCCUGAGAAGAAAUGUAAGAAAAAGACGAAGAACAAAACUCAAGGCGAAGGAGGCUCGAACAUGGGCUCGCCUAAUCAGACUGAAAAUGCGAACCCAAUUCGAAACAAGACCUUAUCAAACGGGCUGACCAUUGAAGAGGUGACAAAUGGACUGUCAGAUGGAAAAGUAGCUGCUCCAGGAAAAAAGGUCAAAAUUUAUUACACUGCCAUGUUGAAGGAGAAUGGUCAUGUUUUCGACUCAAAUGUGGGCAAAACUGCCUGCAAGUUCCGAUUAGGCGAUGAAAGAAUUAUUGAAGGAUGGAAUCUUGGCAUCGAUGGUAUGCAUGUAGGUGACAAGAGGCGACUCAUUGUUCCACCAUCUAUGAGUGUGGGAAAGUACGGAGCGGGAGAAAACAUUCCACCAAAAUCGUGGCUUGUGUAUGAUGUUGAAUUGGUCGGUGUGCGUAAAUGAGCACAUUUUUUUUUCUGUCUCGAUUUAAUUUUGAAUAUUUUUGAAAGAAAUGGUGGUCUAAAAAAGCAGAGGGCCAUCUGUGAAACUAUUAUACAUCCUAAAGAAGGCAAGAUACAUUAUUGUCUUUCAGCUUCUUUAAUGGCUUGAACCAACUAUUGCAAGGCUGAACAUUUUUUAUUA